AUGGAGCCGCGCGCGCUGCGCUCGGGGGCACGGGGAUGGGGCUCGGGGCCCCGGAGGCUGCUGCUGCCGCUGCUGCUGCUGCUGGCGCAGGCACCUGCGUGCACUGCGCCCCGGAGCCCCGGCGCCGAGCGUUCUUCCCUGCCGGCCGGCUGGGUGGAAGAGGGAGAGUAUGAGUUGGUGAGCCCCUACGAGGUGGACCCCGCAGGGGCCUAUGUGUCCCACGAGGUGGCCCACCCUCAGCGGAGGAGGAGGAUGCUGGCUCCGUACGGACCGGACGCACUCCACCUGCGACUCUCGGGCUUCCAGCGGGACUUCCACCUGGACCUGAGGGCGGCCAGCGGCCUGGUGGCCCCAGGGCUACGGGUGCAGACGCUGGGCCCCGGGGGCCGACGCUCCGUCCGGGCCUUCCCGCCUGACCAGCUCUGCUUCUACCAGGGCUCCCUGCGGGCCCACAGCAACUCCACUGUGGCCCUGUCCACCUGCACCGGGCUGUCAGGCCUGAUCCGGACCCCCGAAGCCGACUACUUCCUGACGCCCCUCCCCACACACCUGGCAGCGGGGGGCCUCGGCUCCUCAGGGGGGCCUGGGUCCCCCUCCCAUGUCCUGUACAAGCGAUCCACAGCCUCACAGGCCCCGGGGACGAGGACCAGGAUGGCGGCAGCCCGGACCCACAGGCCCCCCAAGGAUCCGCAGCUGCAAGGGGACUUCAGCCUCCGGCCCCCCAGGCCGCACUUCUGUGGACAGAGCAGGAAGUACAUGCCCCAGCCUCCCCCCAAGGACGCCUUCAUCCUGCCUGACGAGUAUGCGCCCCACUCCCGGCCCAGGCGCUCACUCCAGCGGACACGCACCAACGAAGAACACAAUGUGGAGAUGCUGGUUGUGGUUGACAAGGAGAUGGUACAGAACCACGGCCAGGAGAACGUCACCACCUACGUGCUGACCAUUCUCAACAUGGUGUCGGCUCUGUUCAAAGACGGGACGAUCGGCGGGAACAUCAACAUCGCCGUCGUCGGGCUGAUUCUUCUAGAAGAAGAACAGCCGGGGCUGGUCAUCAGCCACCACGCAGACCACACUCUGAGCAGCUUCUGUCAGUGGCAGGCGAGCCUGCAGGGACAAGACGGCCGCCGGCACGACCACGCCAUCCUGCUCACGGGCCUGGACAUCUGCUCCUGGAAGAAUGGCCCCUGCGACACGCUGGGCUUCGCGCCCAUCAGUGGGAUGUGCAGUAAGUACCGCAGCUGCACCGUGAAUGAGGACUCCGGCCUCGGACUGGCUCUCACGGUGGCGCACGAGUCUGGACACAACUUCGGCAUGGUCCACGAUGGGGAGGGCAACGUGUGCAGGAAGUCCGAGGGCAGCAUCAUGUCCCCCACCCUGGCUGGCCGCAACGGGGUCUUCUCCUGGUCACCCUGCAGCCGCCGGGACCUGCACCGGUUCCUGAGCUCAGCCCAGGCCCUGUGUCUCACCGACCAGCCACAGCCUGUGAAGGAGUACAAGUACCCGGAGAAGUUGCCGGGUGAGCUGUACGAUGCCGACACACAGUGCAAGUGGCAGUUCGGGGAGAAGGCCAAAGUCUGCCUGCCGGGUUUCAAAAAGGAUAUCUGUAAGGCCUUGUGGUGCCAUCGGAUUGGAAGGAAAUGUGAGACCAAGUUCAUGCCAGCCGCAGAGGGCACCAGCUGUGGGCAUGAGAUGUGGUGCCGUGGGGGGCAGUGUGUGAAGCAUGGGGAUGAAGGCCCCCAGGCUACCCACGGCCAUUGGUCCGACUGGUCUCCCUGGUCCCCCUGCUCCAGGACCUGUGGAGGAGGGGUGUCUCACAGAGACCGCCUCUGCUCGAACCCCAGACCAUCACCCAGAGGGAAGUUCUGUGAGGGUGCGUCCCGGGUCCUGGUGCUCUGCAACCGUCAGCCGUGUCCCCCAGGUAGUGCUGACUUCCGGGCCCUGCAGUGUGCAGAGCACGACAGGAAGCAGUUCCGAGGGCGGCACUACAAGUGGAAGCCAUACACGCAGGUGCCAGAUCAGGACUCAUGCAAGCUCUACUGUAUCGCAGAAGGAUUUGAUUUCUUCUUUUCUUUGUCAAAUAAAGUUAAAGACGGGACCCCCUGCCGGGAGGACAGCCGUAAUGUGUGUGUGGACGGGAGGUGUGAGAGAGUGGGCUGUGACCAUGUGCUGGGCUCCGGCGCUGUGGAGGACUCCUGUGGUGUGUGCAGGGGAAACAACUCAGGGUGCACGACCCACAAGGGUCUCUACGCCAAGCAGCCGCGCGAGCACGAGUACUCCCAGAUGCUGGUGAUCCCCACAGGUGCCCGGAGCAUCCGUGUCUACGAGCUGAAUGCCUCCAACUCUUAUAUCGCUGUGCGCAGUGCCCGCCACCGGUACCACCUCAACGGGCACUGGGCUGUGGACUGGCCAGGACACUACAAGUUUUCAGGCACAACCUUUGACUACAGGAGGUCCGACAAGGAGCCGGAGAGCUUGAGCGCCCCCGGGCCCACCAACGAGACCCUGAUAGUGGAGCUGCUGUUCCAGGGCAGAAACCCAGGCAUCGGCUGGGAGUACUCAGUGCCCCGGGUCAGGGGAGAAACACUCAGCACCCAGCACAACUACUCCUGGGUGCUGGUCCCAUCCGCGUGCUCUGUGUCCUGUGGAGGAGGCCACCUGACCACACGAGAACGCUGCUACCAAGACUGGAGGGACCCGGUGGAUGCGUCCUUCUGCAACCCUGCCACACGGCCAGCGGCGGGCGUGCUACCCUGCGGGAACUCCGCCUGCCCCCCCAGCUGGUCCCUGGGGAGCUGGAGCACCUGCAGCCGGACAUGCGGCGGGGGCACGCAGAGCCGCGCUGUGGACUGCGUGCGCCGUGCCCGGCGCCAGCUGCAGCCGCUGCCUGCCGGCCUGUGUCCACAACCCACGCCCUCCCGGAGACGCGCCUGCCAGGUGCACAGCUGCCCGCCCGUCUGGGGCACCGGGCCCUGGGCAGAGUGCUCGCGGCCCUGCGGGAAGGGCUGGCGGAAGCGGACCGUGGCCUGCAGGAGCUCAGACCCCGCCUCGCCCAAAGAGGCGCUGCUGCCCGACGCCCACUGCGCCCCGCAGCCCAGGCCCAGCGCCCAUGAGCCCUGCGUGCGGAGACGCUGCCCCAGGCCCAAGAAGCUGCAGUGGCUGGUGUCCGCCUGGUCCCAGUGCUCCGCCUCCUGUGGCUCGGGGACCCAGAGGCGCGUCCGCAGGUGUGCCGAGAAGUAUGUUUCUGGGAAGUACCGUGAGCUGCCCACUGAGAGCUGCGGGCCCCUGAGGCCCCCCACCCUGGAGCUGGAGCAGGCCUGCAGCGAGGGUCCCUGCUCCCCACCUGCCCAGGGUGGGGGGCCCCUGCAGGCCACCUGGCUCGCCACCCCCUGGUCUCAGUGCUCAGCCAGCUGUGGGGGUGGUGUGCAGAGGCGGUCAGUGCAGUGUCUGCGGGGCGGCCGGCCGGCCCCCGACUGCCCCCUGCCCCAGAAGCCCGCGGCCUCCCUGGCCUGCAAUACAUACUUCUGCCCAGUGCCCAGGAUGAAGGACGCCCUCUGCAGAGACUUCUUCCCCUGGUGCCCACUGGUGCCCCGCCAUGGCAUGUGUGCCCACCGGUUCUAUGGGCAGCAGUGCUGCUGGACCUGCUCCAGGUCCAAUGUGUGA
Sorex fumeus (smoky shrew) is the source of this 3660-nucleotide messenger RNA. RefSeq names its product ADAM metallopeptidase with thrombospondin type 1 motif 16 (gene ADAMTS16). Gene Ontology annotation, biological process: extracellular matrix organization; proteolysis. NCBI's taxonomy places the organism in Eukaryota, Metazoa, Chordata, Mammalia, Eulipotyphla, Soricidae. The record is from RefSeq and is a predicted model, not a curated record. Gene Ontology annotation, cellular component: extracellular matrix. The coding region runs from base 1 to 3660 and encodes 1219 amino acids. Gene Ontology annotation, molecular function: metalloendopeptidase activity. The transcript is spliced from 23 exons.